Messenger RNA from Bacidia gigantensis, 1116 nucleotides. RefSeq lists its product as uncharacterized. Gene Ontology annotation, cellular component: site of double-strand break; checkpoint clamp complex. Gene Ontology annotation, biological process: nucleotide-excision repair; double-strand break repair via homologous recombination; meiotic DNA integrity checkpoint signaling. NCBI's taxonomy places the organism in Eukaryota, Fungi, Ascomycota, Lecanoromycetes, Lecanorales, Ramalinaceae. The record is from RefSeq and is a predicted model, not a curated record. Bases 1 to 1116 code for a protein of 371 amino acids. The transcript has 2 exons.
AUGGGCGACUUCUGUGCCGAAGUACUAAGACGAGCGCAGGACGCAAUCUUCGAGACCUACACCGUCCAAUCCGCCUCCACAGACAAUGUCAUCAAUCUACGGGUGCCCCUCUCCCACCUCCACCGUGCGCUCCGCUCCGCACUGUCCGCAACCAGUGCCUCCAUCCGCCUCACGAAGAAAGACAACAUCCCCCUCCUAAGCCUGACCAUCACGACCUCCAACUUCGCCACCGCACGCGCCCUGAACAAUAUUACCACUACCACCAUCGACCCUCCCUCUCAAUCGCUCGACCCUACUAACGACAACCAAAACAAUGCCAACCCUGCUCCCAAUCCACGACCAGACGCCCCUACCGACGACGACAGCCUCCAAACCAAUGCCCCGACCUCCUUCGACAGAGAAACCACCAUAACACAGGAAAUCCCCAUCAUGGUCCUCCCGGCAGCAGAAGUAUCCCACCUCCACGAGCCCGUGUGCCCACAACCCGACAUCCACAUCCUUCUCCCCCCACUUGCACAGAUAAAAUCCGUCUCAGAGCGCUUCACAAAACUCGCCCUCUCCUCCCACCAACUCACCACGCACUCGGCCUCUUCCUCCCGCCGGGGAGGAGCAACCCAAGGCCCCUCCACCGCCGACGCCCCAUCCUCAGCAUCCCGCCUAACGCUCUCAGCAAACGCAAACGGCGAGUUUAAGAUCGCCGUCGAAACGCCCAGCCUGAAGAUUGAGAGUAAAUGGCAGAACCUCACGAACCCAGAGCUCGACCCGGCGCAGAUUGAGGGAGGGGAAGACGGCGUAGCGGGGCACGCGAGCACGGUGAUGAAAGAGAGGGCGGCCCGGGGGGAAGAUUCGUGGGCGAGCGUGAGGGUGGAGGGGAGGGACUGGGGGCGCGUUCUGAGUAUUGGACGGAUGGGCGGGGGGAGUAGGGUCGUGGCGUGUUUUUGUGAUGGGCAUGCGCUGGUGCUUUAUGUGUAUUUGGAGGAUCAGGAGGCCUUUGGGGGCGGGGGUGUUGGGGAGGCGGAAGGGGGGAGUGUUUUGACGGUGAGUAAGCGUUGGGUGAGGGAGAUGGGGCUGUUGCUGACCAUGAAGCAGUAUUAUAUUGCUAGCUACAGCGCUUGA